Messenger RNA from Monosiga brevicollis MX1, 1317 nucleotides. RefSeq lists its product as uncharacterized. Gene Ontology annotation, biological process: protein O-linked glycosylation via fucose; GDP-fucose import into Golgi lumen. Gene Ontology annotation, cellular component: Golgi apparatus. NCBI's taxonomy places the organism in Eukaryota, Choanoflagellata, Craspedida, Salpingoecidae. The transcript is spliced from 8 exons. Gene Ontology annotation, molecular function: antiporter activity. The record is from RefSeq and is a predicted model, not a curated record. Bases 167 to 1168 code for a protein of 333 amino acids.
GGAAUUUUGAAUUUCGACGAGUUCGACAAGUUGCGUGUAUGGUGUUGCAGCGUCAGCAAGAGGGGGCACAUUCCAUUCCUCGUUUCAGCCUCGAUCCCGGCUGGCGCGCCCCUUCCUGUGAGCUUGCCCCUGGGCGUUGGCACUGCUGCUUUGUGAAACAGCAGCCAUGUCCCCCGGCCAAGAUGCGACGCUCCUAGAGCGCUCGAUCAAGAUUGCUUUCGUCGUUGCCCUUUACUGGGUCGUCUCAAUCUCAAUGGUAUUCCUCAACAAGUAUCUCCUGAGUGAAGUCUCGUUGGACGCGCCCAUGUUUGUGACCUGGUUUCAGUGCGUCGUCGCCGUGGUGACUUGUUUCAUUUUGGGCGAGCUUCGCUCCUACCAUCCCGCUCUGGAGAUGUUUCCCCGCUUCGCCUUUGACACGCACGUUGCCAUGAAGGUCUUGCCCCUCAGCCUGGUCUUUGUGGGCAUGAUUGCUUUCAACAACCUGGCCCUUAAAUUUGUGGGCGUGGCGUUUUAUAACGUCGGCCGCUCCUUGACCACCAUCUUCAACGUGCUUCUCUCCUUCUUCAUGCUCCAGCAGCGCACCUCCAUGCCCGCCCUUCUGAUGUGCGGUGUCAUUGUUGCUGGCUUUUUCGUCGGCGUCAACAAGGAACAGGAGCAAGCCGACCUGACCAUGGCUGGCAUCAUGUACGGUGUGCUGGCCUCGCUGUGUGUUGCCUUGAACGCCAUUUACAUCAAGAAGGUGAUGCCUUUUGUCGACAACGACAUGUGGAAGCUGACAGCCUAUAACAACAUGAACGCCAUCUUUCUCUUCCUGCCCGUCAUCACCUUCAUGGGCGAAAUUCCUGACAUUGCCGCCUCGGAGGAUGUGUACUCUGGCAACUACUGGUUCCUGAUGACCGUGGCUGGCCUGCUUGGCAUCGCCAUUGGGCUGGUCAGCAUGCUGCAGAUUAAUGUCACAAGCCCGUUGACCCACAACAUUAGCGGCACCAGCAAAGCGUGCGCUCAAACCAUUUUGGCCCUGCAGCUCAACGACGAGAGCCGCACGGCCACAUGGUGGCUUGGCAACGUUUUCGUCCUCGGCGGUUCACUUGGCUACGUGCUGGUCAAGCGCGCGGAGAUGAAGCGCGACCUAGAAAAGGUGCCGUCCAGUGCCGACAGCAAAGCUUAGUCAAAAGUUUCGUCGCCACACCGACAUGACCAGCCCGGUCGUCAGCUAACUAGUUGGCCAAUGACAAUCACCAGGGACCGUUUUUUGACAUGAUAAUUGGCUCUUUUGUUUUGUGAGCCAGCUCUCAAUAAGUUGAGCAUCAAAUCCCG